This is a messenger RNA of Emericellopsis atlantica, 903 nucleotides long. RefSeq lists its product as uncharacterized. The coding region runs from base 1 to 903 and encodes 300 amino acids. The transcript is spliced from 2 exons. NCBI's taxonomy places the organism in Eukaryota, Fungi, Ascomycota, Sordariomycetes, Hypocreales, Bionectriaceae. The record is from RefSeq and is a predicted model, not a curated record.
AUGACUCUCACCGUCAGCGUCAUCCCUGCAUCUUCCAAUGCCGGCCAGGCGACAAUCCGUCAUCUUCUCAAAGACGAAAUUGCCGUCCGUGGGUUCUACCGCAACACCAGCAAGGCACCUCACGAAUUCCACGAGUCGCCUUUGUUCACUGCCACUCAGGGCGAUGUGCAAGAUGCUGCUUCGUUGAAGUUUGAGGGCUCGGAUGUUGUAUUCUACGUCCCGCCUCCCAUCUACGAUGGCACCGAUCUCGGCGAGUUCGCAACCAAUGCAGCGAACAACAUCAAGGGUGCCCUGCAGAAGGCAAAUGUGAGGAGGCUCGUGCUCUUGUCAGCGCCAGGAGCGCAGCACUCGUCAGGAAUUGGAAUCCUCAAGAUCAACCACAUUUCGGAUGAGAUACUCAAACAGAGCGUGCCAGAAGUCUUUAUCAUGCGACCAUUCUACUUCUACGAGGACUGGGCAAGCCAGAUUCCCACCUUGAAGGAGGAUCCCUCAACUAUCACGUCAGUCUACUCGCCUCUGGACUUCAAAGUCCCCAUGGUCAGCAUCAAAGACGUCGGUCUGUACGCUGCGCGCUCUGUCACGGGUCCGCCACCAGCCACCAGUCCCCAUAUCUUCAAGCUCUACGGCCCCAAGGCAUACUCAGCACUCGAUGUGCGGGACGCGAUUGCUCGUGCUAUCAAUCGUGAUGUGGGCAUCAAGGAGAUUACACCUGAUAAGCUGCGCGAACACACGGCUGCGUUGGUGCCAGAGUCGAUCGUGGAUGAUAUCGUUGGUAUCACGACGGCGACUUUGCCAGGUGGAACGCUGCAGGACGAGUUUGAGCCUAGGCAGGGGGUCGAUGAGAUUGGCGAGAUCACUCUGGAGGAUGCAUUUCUGGAGGUCUUUGGGGAACUGAAAGGGUAG